Somion occarium is the source of this 4401-nucleotide messenger RNA. NCBI's taxonomy places the organism in Eukaryota, Fungi, Basidiomycota, Agaricomycetes, Polyporales, Cerrenaceae. The record is from the annotation of a GenBank genome assembly.
GGAGCGGUGUACUUGCAUACCUUCCUUUUUGAGCGCGACACUUCCCAUGACAUGGAGGGGCGACACAACAUCGUCUUCUCUCAGUUUUGCCCCUCCAACACGAUCACAAACGUAGGAACGUGUAGAGAUUGCAAAUGUUGGUCAUGGCUCAUGUUUUCGCCUUCAGGCUCUAUAGUGAGUGCAUGACCCUGCAUGGGAUUGGCCCAUGUACUGCGAUGCUAAUCUUUCAAAUACAAUUGACGGCAUAGCCUCUUUUCUUUCAGAAACAUGCAGAUGUAUAUAUCAGGUACUGGGUCGACAUUGGAGAUAUACAAUAUACCAAUUCAGGAGACAUGACAACCUAUUCUUUAUCAUGGUCCUAUUUGGUAUUGUGUGAUCAACAAGCCUCUUUAAGUUCGGACCCGACGCCACUUCUUUGUUCUUCGCGCUCUUUUCGAGCUACGCGUCUUGCUAUCCGAGCCCCUCACCUACUCAACCUACUCAUCGAAUACUGUCAUCUUUUCCUAUUUUCAUCCUUGCAUAGUUAGGUGGUCACCUGAAGACCUGAGGUUUGACUUCCAUCAUGUCGUACGCGACGUGCACUAGGGUCUUUGAGAGGGCCUACGCGUUAGUUCUCUCGUUCUCAGAACGCUGCUCACCCUUCUCCUCUUUCUUCCCGACCUCCCCUUCCCUCUCCAACAAUUCUGGCAUUCUGGUGGCCACCAUGGUGCCCGCCACUCGGACCCUCCGUUUUCCAUCCACAGCGACCUGCCCGUCGAACGCCACCUAUGACCUCGCCGUCUACACUACAUUCGCCGCGGCAAUCCUCAUCUCACUCGGCGCGUCACUCUUUAUUCUCUGUGCCUCACCACCGAAGUCUCGGUCGACAUUGAACUUAGCGUUGUUCGCGGUCUUGGUCACGAUGUUUGCCACUCUAACUUUCAGCUCUCCCGGCCCAUUCUCUGUUCUUCGCGCACUCCUUCAUAGCGAUCAAUUCGACGGUAUCCUCUCAUUCGUCCCCGACACUUUAGAAUUCUACGCCACAGUCUGGCACAAUGCCACAGAACUACCUUAUUUGCGUUGGUUACCUACAGUGGUUGAAUUCUUGGAUACUUUUGCAGGCAUGCAUCGUAUGUAUCUGCAACUGAUGGCUAUAGUCGGGUUCUUCGAGGGUAGGAGGAAACUCACGGCACAAAGGAUCGCAGCAUCAUCAAGACUUGGGAAGGUGGCGAUAUGUGAAAUUGGGCUUCAGGUCGAGGCCGACCUUUGUAUCAGCGGUCUGUUACCUGAAGCGCAGGAGGGUGCUCCUCAUAGCACCUCCUUCAUCAGGGGUGUCCAGCUGACUGAUAUCGAGUCCCUCGACUCGAUUGCCCAACCCAACCCACAAACCAGCGAUGUCUCCAACGAACCAUGGGUCGUUUCCAACGUUGAUGAUAUUACAUCCUCAGAAAAUGUAGACACGUUCCAGUAUCCACUCUCGCAGCUGAAGCGGCGCUAUGCAUUACCGGCAAAUGAACUUCAUAGCGAUUCUGCUUUGAAGCCGACUCCAGAAGAGUACGAAGGUGUGGCGUCAGAUGUGCUUCACCCAGCUGGGUCCUCCUCGUUUGCUGCCGAAACAUCGUCUCCAAAUGGAUCUGGCUCGUUUUCGUGUCCAGGAUUACCUUCCACCACCAUCUCCGCAAUCAUUGAAACGUCUCGUAGUUGCUCUGUGUUAUCGCGGGACGAUAGCUCAACAGACUCUGCAGAAGAGUCUAGCCUCAGCACGUCCACAAGCGAUUCGAGAUCUGCUGGUCUCAACAGCGACACCGGCUAUUCUCGCUUGGGGCAACUCGACACUAAAAACCUCAAUGGUUUAGAAUUAGUUUACCCUGAAGAUCUGGAAGAUUUUGAACAUCAAAUACAUAAUGAAGGCGGUCCCAUGGCAAACGACGUUGAAGGACGCAUUGCUCCCAUUGAUAGCCUCCGGCACGAGCACGCCGCUCAGACAAAUGCUUUGCCUGCGGUGGUGCUGUCUGAGGUAACUCAUGGGGCAGGUGAAACAAAUUCCGUACAUGCACAUGGACUGGUUCCGACCUUCGCACAUACGCCAACACCGAAUCUAAACGCUCCGGUGGCCACACAACCGACACUGGAUGUCACUGGUAACCCUACUCAGGGAGGAUUUUCAUUCAGUCGUCCUCUAGGUCAGAGAGGUGAUAAUCAGAAUCAGAAUGCCCGUUCUGCAACGCUCGACUUGACAAAGUCCUCUAGCGAGGACACAAACACUGCAAAUGAAGUAACAAGCUUUGAAGGCCCAUCGCGGAGCUCUGCUGGAUUUUCCUUUGCGGGUUUAAAGCGUUCUCUUUCCAGGCCACCCAAGGUUAUCUGGAAAGAUCCCUCGGCACAAUCUGGCUCGACACGACGUCUCGGAAACUAUGUGGACAAUGUUCAACGUGCUGAACACCCUCCAGCAACAGCAGAAAGUUCCUUAGCACAUACUUAUAGCUCUAAGAAGCUGCCCCCGCCUCCAGGACUGCCUCCGCCACCAGGACUGCCCCCACCGCCGGGACCUCCUCAACCUUUUCACUUCUCUCGAGAUGCUCACAACAACCCUUUCGCGCUUAAUCCUCACCCUCGCCAGCCGUUUAACGACAUAUCCCAUCUUUUUAGUCCAGACAACGUCCCUGUUGCUAACCUCUACACUGCUAAUAGAAGAGCCGUACAGGCCACGCCGCCCAUCUCAAGUAACCUUCACAGUACCAGAGUUCAUGCUCACGAGAAAAUAAACAAAUGUCCUCCACACAACAGGGGAAUACGGAUGGUGGCAAAUAAACCAGUUGAUGUGGCUCACCGAAGACCAGUCAAACCAUUGCCAAAGAACGUACCAAAGAACAUGCAGGAACCUCUCCUAUUAAUGAAGGAUGCAGAACAGGAUUAUCGCAUAUUAGAAGCGAUCAAUUCCGGUGGUUUCUCCGAUGUCUACAAGGGUAGAGACGGCAGCACAGGCGAACUCGUUGCACUGAAACGCUUCAAAUCUGAUUCCGAAAUAUCCGGUCCCGUUGGCCUUGCACGCGAUAUGGCUUUACAGGAGGUUCGUCUUUAUGCUCGGCUGAAGAAAUUAAAUGCAGAAAAGCAUUCCUUCCCGGAGUACAAGGCUUCUUACGACAAUGGGAAGUUUAUCACAAUCGUCAUGCAACUAUUAGGUCCCGACCUCGGUGACUUGACCACAACAUUGAUGCGGAAAGGACUAGAAUUGUACCCGGGAGACCUACAAGAGAUCACCUUCCGCUUGGUUGACGGCCUUCAUUUUAUACACGGAUUAAAAUCUGUGCAUAAUGACAUAAAGCUCGAGAAUAUUGCACUCGUAGACGGCACAUGGAAACCAAUAGAGGUGAAUGGGAAGUCUUUCGCAAAGUUGGAGUCUACAAAAGUCUGCAUAUUUGACCUCAACGUCGCGCGGGACGAUAGCGAGAAGGCCCCCGAGAUACAAAUUCACGGCGGCACUACCGAGUACUAUUCACCCGAAGUCCUAUGUAAUGCUGGAUGGGGGUCCCCACGAGACUGUUGGGCAUUAGGCCUCACAAUCCACGAAUUGCGGCACCGCAAAUCCCUUUUUACUAUGGAGGCAUACGAUCGAGACGCGAAGACGUGCGCUCUGGAGCAAUUACGCUUCAUAGAAGCUGCACUCGGCCCAUUCCCACCCGACUUGAAACAAGAAGCAGAUGCAACUCUUCUGCUGCCUUCCCCAGAACAUUGUUGUGACUGGACAGAUCAGCUGCAGGAUGCGGCGGAGAAAGUCAGGGACUUUUUCAACCCCAAUGAGCCAUCGGACCCAUUAGAUGACUUCGUGUCCAAGCUACUCGUCGUCAACCCCAGGACUCGCAUGUCAAUGCAGGAUGCACUGAAACACCCGUACAUCAAACAUUUGGCGCGUUCGGGUCUUCACACUCUCAGAUGAUGGGCAAAUGGACUGGGAGGCUCCUUUGCUCCUGUGAUACGACUAAGGCUGCUUCACUGCACUAGUCAGGCCAGUAGAUAUAUCCAUAACGCGGCGCUGCAUGAGUUUUUUCCCCUAGAGUCAUUUUGCUGCAGUGUUUGGCACAUCAGUGCAUCAGGACAGACAUUGGACAAUAUGCCGCCCUGACCCCCCCCCCCCCCCCCGAAUAUGCUAUAUUUUAUGCUGUUUCCCUUGAUUUUUUGUAUCGUUAGCCCGAUCUCCAGUUAUCAUUUAUUUGUAAGACUCAUUAUUGUUAGUUAGAAUGCGCGUAGCAAAGAUCAGAGUAGUGGAGAAACGACGGAAAUGAAGUGUACUUCAGCACUUGCCUUUUCCAGCAGCACGGCCAGGAAGCGACUUCGUUCCCGUUCAAGCCUAGACGUUUGAACCCUGCAGUGCUAGGCUCUGUUCUCUACUGUACAUACAUGCAUGGCAUCCGGUUGAAACAG